UGCAGCGGCCGCCAUAUUCUGUGUGAGUAUUUUGAUUCGUGAGUGCUGGAAGAGGAAAACGGGAAAAGAGCAGCAGCUGCAGCGGGGAGGGGGGCAACCGUCCGGGGGACACCGUCCGGAGCCGUCACGAAGCUCUGCCCCGAAGGCUCUCUACCAGCGUCCGUCCGUGCGCCCGCCCCGGCCCCGCGGCUCCGCGAUCCCUGCCCCCCCUCCUCGUACGCGGCUUCGAGGACACACAGGCCCGGGGCCUCAGCGCGGCUCGGCUCUGCUCGGCCCCGGCGGCCGGAGCCCCUGCGGCGGCCCGGGGAGCGGCUCCGCGGCGGCCCGGAGGAGCGGAGCACCGGAGCACCAGAGGACCGGAGCUCCGCCCGGACCAACGCCGGACCACAGGCGUCACCGAGCGGCCGGAGGAAGAAGGCUCGACCGUCUUUCACGUUCAGAAGACGUUGAAGAUGCCGGUGUUUGGCUGCCACAACUGACGCUCCAGUGUCCUGACCAGAACCACCGCGCCUGAACUGGCAACACACGAAUGGCCCAGGGAAACCAUCAGAUUGAUAAUCAGGUUUUGCAUGACCUGCGCCAGAAGUUCCCUGAAGUCCCCGAGGGUGUGGUUUCCCAGUGUGUCCUGCAGAACAACAACAAUUUAGACGCCUGCUGCGAGUACUUGUCCCAGGUCAGUCCGGGCUACCUGUACAGCGAGGGAGGGAACCCGAGCGUCUCCGAAGACCCCGGUCUCAGCCGCUUCCACAAUCACAUGACCCAGCUGAACCUGGGCUUGCAGGCUCAGAAUGUGCUCGUGGCUCCAGUCCGGGACAGCCUGAGGAUGAACGGCAGCCGGACCCUGGCCCACAGCAUGAGUGACGGGCCCCUCCAGACAGGCCAGGCCCCCAGCAGUGACUUCUUCCCGGACGAGCCCCGGUCCGCGCCGGUGCAGGUGCCCCCCACCCUCAACGUGUUCGGAGUGAUGGAGCCCACAGGGAAGCCCCAGCCCCCGCAGCACCUGGGACUGUACCCGUGCGGCGGGAAGGGCGCGGCCGUGGGGCCGCCGCACGCCCCGCGCUUCAACCCCAUCACGGUGACGCUGGCCCCCAACCUCCAGACGGGCUUCAACACGCCCCCGUCUUUGCACAUACACGGCGGACCGCAGUCGGGCCUCGGCAGUCCUCAGGGUAACUCCAUCUACAUCCGUCCCUACGUCAGCCAGUCGGGGGCGGGCCGGCAGGGCCAGCAGCCGGGGGGCCGGGCCCAGUACAGCCCCACGUCUCAGCCCCAGCAGCAGAUCUACCAGAUCUCCCACCCCUCGUCCCUGUCCAGCUCCUGGUCCGUCCCCCAGCACCCCUCGGCGUCACAUACCUCAAAGACCUCUCACGUCUACAUGCCCAUCAGCUCCCCGACAAACCCCCAGGCGCCCCCGAUCCCCCCCGCCGGAGGCCAGGCGUCCUCCUCCGGCGUGUCCUCCUGCUCGUCCUCCUCCUCGGUCAUGCCGGGCUCCCUGUCGACGACCGGCCUGUACAACAUCCAGAACAUCUCCACCGGCCCGCGCAAGAACCAGAUAGAGAUCAAACUUGAAUCUCCCCAGAGGAGCAACUCCACCACAGCUGUGCUGCUGACGAGCGCAGGGCCCCGCCCUUCGUCCUCCUCCUCCUACAUGCCGGCCAACGCUCCGCUGCAGGUGCCCUCGGGGGCCCGGAGCUUGGGGGGCCAGGUGAGCAUGGGCCCCGCGUACAUCCACCACCACCCGCCCAAGUCCCGCGCCUCCGUGGGAGGGGGAGGCCCCGCUUCGUCCCCCCGCGUGGUGGUGACUCAGCCCAACACCAAAUACACUUUUAAAAUCACCGUGUCCCCCAAUAAACCCCCAGCUGUGUCCCCCGGAGUCGUGUCCCCGACUUUUGAACCCCCCAACGUCCUCAGCCUACCGUCGGACCCAGAGCCCCUGCACCUGUCCGACCCGCUGUCGCAGCAACGGGAGAGGCCGAGCGAGCACCGCAAACUCAGCAUGGGCUCGGACGACGCAGCGUACACACAAGCGCUGCUGGUGCACCAGAAAGCUCGGAUGGAGAGGCUGUGGCACGAACUGGAGAUGAAGAAGAAGAAGCUGGAAAAACUAAAAGAGGAGGUGAACGAGAUGGAGAACGACCUGACCAGGAGACGGCUGGAGAGAUCCAACUCGGCCUCCCAAAUCCCCUCUAUUGAAGAAAUGAAGCAGUUGCGAUGCAAAAACCGCUCACUGCAAAUCGACAUUGACUGCCUCAGCAAAGAAAUUGAUCUCCUGCAGACAAACGGACCACACUUAAAUCCCAGUGUAAUCCAUAAUUUUUAUGACAACCUUGGAUUCCUUGGUCCUAUUCCACCCAAACCCAAAGGUACUUUAUCUCCUGAGUCCGGUGGUAAGAGCGCCAAGCCGGCCGCCGGCCCGGAGGAGGACGAGGGCUCGCAGUGGAGCUGCACCGCCUGCACCUUCCUCAACCACCCCGCCCUCAAUCGCUGUGAACAGUGCGAGUUCCCGCGGCACUUCUGAGCCAGCCAGGCCGCCGCCGCAGCGCCGCGCAGCGCCGCCGCCAGCCCACCUGCUGUCCGCAGCACACACGAGGCUUCUUUCUCUUGUUUUUUUGUCUUUAGAUGUCUGAAAAUGAGACGGAGCGCCGCCGCCGCCACUCGGCCCCGCUUCUCUCUCCUCUCUCUUCUCUUCCCGCUCUAAGGUUUGCAGAAACGCUGUCCGCCCUUUCGAAGGCUCGACGGGACAGUGUUUACAGCUCUCGUUGGAUGAUACCUCACCUUAGAGACUCGGAUCACGGGGCUCACCGUUACCGGGGAAACCGUUACCGGGGAAACCUCGCUGCUCCCACUUUGACAGUAUUAGGCCGGCGGGCCGCUGUGACGGCACGGCGCCCUCUGCUGGCCCAAAGCCCCGGUUCCUGCUCUGAACCGGAACCCUGCUCGGCCUCUGAAGGGAGAACUCUGUGGACUUUUGUUUUCUGUUUGUGGAGGAUGUCAAAGGGCAAACAGCCGGUGUCGCUGCCACGCAGACGUGCUUGUUUCUCUCCACGCGGCCUGAUCCAACGAGAAAAAACAGUUGCAUGCGUUUGUGUACAGAACACGGAGGCAGACGCUCCCCAAGCUCUUCACUGUACAUACUCCUAGAAUGUGCCUUCAGACUUCCUUCCUCACACUAUGAAUCACUUGUAUUUCCUGUAAGUAUAGCUUUAUAGACUUUAUUAACUGUUUUUUUUGUUUCUUUUCUUUCAAACAAAUAAGCACCGUGCUGCCUUUUUAAGCUUUUGACAUCUGUGAGAGGUGAAGCCUUGCAGAAGGAGCCGUAGAAACCGCUGCGGCCAUCAUGAAGCUGCGUCUGCCGCUCGUGUCGUUGCUGAGUUUCCCAGCUGUAGAUUUUCAAGCGUAGAGGCCACGGAGGGGACUCACUCCUACAAGUGUCGGGGGACUCCCACAAGUGUCGGGGGACUCCCACAAGUGUCGGGGGACUCCCACAAGUGUCGGGGGACUCCCACAAGUGUCGGGGGACUCCCACAAGUGUCGGGGGACUCCCACAAGUGUCGGGGACUCCCACAAGUGUCGGGGACUCCCACAAGUGUCGGGGACUCCCACAAGUGUCGGGGGACUCCCACAAGUGUCGGGGGACUCCCACAAGUGUCGGGGGACUCCCACAAGUGUCGGGGACUCCCACAAGUGUCGGGGACUCCCACAAGUGUCGGGGACUCCCACAAGUGUCGGGGGACUCCCACAAGUGUCGGGGGACUCCCACAAGUGUCGGGGGACUCCCACAAGUGUCGGGGGACUCCCACAAGUGUCGGGGGAUUCCUACAAGUGUCGGGGACUUUGGGGGGGAUGGGGGUGUGAAAGAAGCCCGAGCACCGACUGCCACCUCCUCUGACAACUGGAACGUAAAAGCCUGGUGUCGGGGGCGACGACACCUCAGUGCAAAGAGACACUCGUUCCCCGGGGAGUCCGGACCGGGGAGUCCGGGCCGGGGGGGCCGGGGAAUCCGGGCCGGGGAGUCCGGGCCGGGGAGUCCGGGCCGGGGAGUCCGGGCCGGGGAGUCCGGGCCGGCGGCUCCUGGAAACAGCUGAAUUUAGCGCCUGAACUGAGUUUCUGUGACGUUCCAAAGAUCAAAGUGAAUAAGUUUCUGGAAAAAAUUGUGCUCCUGUGAUUCUCGUUUGUGCCUCUUACACAACAGCUCCGAGUUGUUGCAUCAAAAGAAAGAAAUGAAAUAAAAACACCCUCGAAAAGUAAGCACAACAUGACUGUCCACUUUGUAUACUCUUGUUUUUAUUGGCCAGGUUCGUCCCCUAACCUCUUACUGACGAGGGUGCUUUAAAGUUUACUUGUCCUCAUUAAGUUACCUUAACUGUGGAAUAGUUAGAUUUUUGUUUUUCCACGUUUGUGAACUGUUGCCUUGCAUUAGUGCCUUUUUGAAUUUAUAUUGACAAUCUACUCUGUAACAUCAAAGUGCCAUUUCUAAAACCCGAUUGUGUAAACCCGUUUAAAAGUAGAAAUGAAUUAUUAUCUCUGAAGCACUUAACGUCAUACUUCUUCCUUUUCCAACGCAAAGAAACCAGUUUUCAGCUUUAUCUGCACCUUGGUGUGAAGAGGCAGUUUUAUUCAUGUUUUAUUAAAUGGAAAAAAAAAGUAAUUUGGAUAUCUAAAGUAUUUUUUUUGAUUUUAGCUGGGGGAACUGUCUUUGUAACAGAUAAGUUAUUUGUAAAAAUAAAAAAAAAUCUAUUCUAAA
Cololabis saira (Pacific saury) is the source of this 4744-nucleotide messenger RNA. RefSeq names its product TGF-beta activated kinase 1 (MAP3K7) binding protein 2 (gene tab2). Lineage: Eukaryota; Metazoa; Chordata; Actinopteri; Beloniformes; Belonidae. Gene Ontology annotation, biological process: positive regulation of protein kinase activity. The record is from RefSeq and is a predicted model, not a curated record. The transcript has 7 exons. The coding region runs from base 530 to 2518 and encodes 662 amino acids. Gene Ontology annotation, molecular function: ubiquitin binding; K63-linked polyubiquitin modification-dependent protein binding.